AUGUUUCUGUUCAACGCCCUCUCCACGUUCACCAGUGCCCUCCUUCUUUUCCUGGUCAUCGCUAGAUCCAGAAAAAUGCUUCACAUCAGGCCUAUUCUGCUUGCCGGAGCUACGAUCGACCUUUCUUACGCUCUCUUCAACGCUAUCAGUAAUUACGUAAGAAAAUAAAUACCGUAUUAUUUAUUAUUUAGAUGUUUAUAAUCACCGACAAAACGAUAUUAUUGGUGAUGCAGCCCGCAAUUCCAAUUCCUUUAUCGACUUAUGACGGUUUCUUGACAACAACUGGUUGGUUUGUCGCGCUGAGUUGGAUUACCGUCCCAAUGCAAUACAAUUAUCGACUUUAUUUGCUCAGAUUGUGGGUUAAUUUGCAUCGAAAUAACCAUGUACUUUAGCAUGCGGCCCCCUCCUGGCAUAUUUGUUACAGUUCAAGCAAUAGUUGCGAUGACUUUGAGCUUUGUUGGUUGGUAUCUUAUACGAUGGGUGUACAUUGUAAAUCGAGACUAUGUUUUCCUGGAGAAAAUGACAAAUUCUUUAGGUCUCCAAAUCCCAAAGGAACACGUUUUCGGCGGAGUUUUUGUAAGUUUUGAAAAAAUUUGGUCUCUAAUUUCCCUGUAAUGGAGCGAUGACAUUUAUAAUUAUUGUUGAACAAAUGUCCUUGCAGGAAAGUCGGCCAGUCCAACUUUAUUACUUCUAUUUUUCGUGUCUCUCUACUUGUUGUAUUGUGAACGUUGCGUUCGCUGAUGUCAUGAUUCGACGAACACUAAAGAAGAAAAAGGAUGUAAUGGGAAUCAAGACCAGAAGACUACAUGCUCAACUCAGCAAAGCAUUGUUGGUGAUGGUAAGAGAACUUUACAUAUUUACUUGGUAUCCUGUGGAUAUAAAAUCUUAACUGAUGCCUUUGUUGCACGAGUAGCGUUCAUGAAGGGCUCGUACUUUUAAUAAGUUGCUUCGUCAAACUCUGCAAUUGUUUUUAUAUGUAUUAUGUAUAAAAAAAUUUAUAAAAUACGUCUAAAAUAGUAAUUCUAUCACAUCUAUUUUCAGGCGAUUUCUCCGGUCGUCUCCAGCUUCUCCCAAAUUGUUUAUGCAGGGGUUGCUUUGAACACUCAAGGCGGUUCCAUCUUACCGGAUCUAAUUUCAUCGAUUGUCGCCUUAUCCGGCCCUCUGAUCAACAGUGUAACCACCAUGUACUUUGUUCGACCAUAUCGUCUCUUUUUCAUAGAUCUGGUCAAAAGAAAUGUAACUGCAUCUUCAAUUGAUGUUUUUGGAACUCAAACUCGGCCAUACAGCUUGCCAACACGAUAG
Molecule: messenger RNA, 1302 nt
Organism: Bursaphelenchus xylophilus (pine wood nematode)
Lineage: Eukaryota; Metazoa; Nematoda; Chromadorea; Rhabditida; Aphelenchoididae
Source: the annotation of a GenBank genome assembly